Molecule: messenger RNA, 1302 nt
Organism: Didymodactylos carnosus
Lineage: Eukaryota; Metazoa; Rotifera; Eurotatoria; Philodinida; Philodinidae
Source: the annotation of a GenBank genome assembly
GGGGAGGGGGUUUAAUAGACUGUUGUUCUGUCGUGUGCAUUCACACUUUAAAUUGGAAAAUAAUUUAUAGAAAAUAAUAUGUUUUUCUCGUAACGUCUCAACGGAGAUAUAACCCAAAUUUUAAUCAAGUAUCUUAGUUGAGAAAUCAAUAUUUCUGCGAAAAUAUUCGUUUUUCAACUGAGAUACAUUUCAUAAAAUAUGGGCUUCACGAAUUUCUUAACUGAGAUACAAUUUUGACACGUGAAUUGAAACGUACUAUUGUGCAAGAAUGCGGUAUCCACUAUGGUCUAUUACCUAAUUUCAUUCCAUGUACUACUGAAUAAUACACCUUAGUAUACCGCACUCUUGCACAAUAGCAUGUUUCAACGCAUGUGUCAAAAUUGUAUCUCAAUUAAGAAAUUCGUGAGACCUAUAUUUUAUAAAAUGUAUCUCAGUUGAAAAACGAAUAUUUUCGCAGAAAUAUUGAUUUCUCAACUGAGAUACUUGAUUAAAAUAUGGAUUGUAUCUCCACUGAGAAUAUAAUUUUUAUCUCACUUGAGUCGAAACCGUUUUUCUAAGAAUGUCUAUAUGCUGUCAUUUAGGAUUUUUCAAUUUUUAGAAAAUCUAGAACUGUGUGCAUUUUCUAUAAAAUCCACGCUAAUUUCUUAGAAAAAUCGAUUUCGAUCUUUCAGGAAUUUAUCGACGAAAGUAUAUACACAUUCUUGUAAAAUCGAAAACUGAAAUUAAUUUCCGUAAACUAUAAAAUCGAUUUCAGAAAUCAAAGGCCAUUUUCUGAUUUUUUUUAUGUAUAUUCGUCUUGCUUAUCUCGUUACAUUUGAUAAUCUAUUGUUGGCUGCUUUAGUGAUAAAUGGAACAAAAUCAGAAAAUAAACAAGGACAAUGGUGGAAUUUUGUAGAAGAAUUUUCUGAUGAGAAUGAUAUGAAAUCAUUUAUAAAACAAAAUAAUGUUUCAAUAAAACGAACCGAAACAAUAGCUCUUGGAAAAAAAGUGAUAUAUCGAUGUAUCCGAGCUAGAAAAUAUUCUGAAUGCGAUUUUCAAAUUCGUGUGAUCUAUGAUUACAAUGAUGAAAAAAUUGCUGUUUCAACAUCUAGCGAACAUAAUCAUGAUAAUCGUGCUAGUACAACUUGCGCUGCAUCACCUAUUAGAGAUAUUGUCAAAAAAUCAGUAGCAGUUGGAUUAACUCAAUCUCAGACACGUCGUGCUGUACAAAAUGAAUACACUAGUGAUGUUCCAAGUUUGUUAAACUAUCAUCGUUCAGUAUCAAUACCAAAUGUUCGUUCGACUGAUGAUUUUCGUGUAUAA